AUGAGAAAUAUAGAUAGACUUUUGGAUAACACAUAUUCCUCUGUACUCCUGCUUGUGGCCCUUAUUUUAUCUUAUGUCUGUACAUUUUUGUUUAAUGGAAAACCCGUGCAGCUAUUGUGUCGUCUGAGACAACCGACCUUUGGAUUUGUUUCCACUGUUGCAAUUUCUGCUAUUCUUGGGAAAACAAUGACAGUUGUAAUUGCCUUUAAUGCCACAAAGCCUGGAAGUAAAUUAAAGAAACUGAUGGGAUCUAAGAUGUCAACUGCACUGGUUUUUGUCUGCACCUUGGGGGAACUUGUGAUAUGUUUUACUUGGUUAUCAUGUUACCCACCAUUUGUGGAUAUUGAUAUAAAGACUUCACCUGGGUCAAUAAUCCUGCUGUGUAAUGAAGGUCACAUCAUUGCAUUCUUUCUGGUGGUUUCAUACAUUGGAAUAUUAGCGUUAUUUUGCUUCAUUAUUGCCUUUUUAGCACGAAAAUUGCCGGACAGCUUCAAUGAGUCGAAAUACAUUACCUUUAGCAUGUUAGUGUUCUGCAGUGUCUGGGUCUCCUUUAUCCCAUCAUACCUUAGUACUAAAGGCAAAUAUGUUAUAGCUGUAGAAAUAUUUAGCAUUCUAGCCUCCACUUCUGGUGUUUUGUUAUGUAUAUUUGCACCUAAAUGUUAUAUAAUAAAACUGAAGCCUCAGCUCAAUAGCCGAGCACAAAUUAAUGUUAAGAAGCAAUCUAAGUAA
Molecule: messenger RNA, 729 nt
Organism: Bombina bombina (fire-bellied toad)
Lineage: Eukaryota; Metazoa; Chordata; Amphibia; Anura; Bombinatoridae
Product: vomeronasal type-2 receptor 26-like
Exons: 2
Coding region: 1-729 (242 amino acids)
Biological process (GO): G protein-coupled receptor signaling pathway
Cellular component (GO): membrane
Molecular function (GO): G protein-coupled receptor activity
Source: RefSeq, a predicted model, not a curated record